ACCACCGAAACCAGUGUCUGUGAGAGCGCAUUUACUUCUCUUCAUUCAAUCAAAUAAAUUCCAUUUCCCCAACCCCAUCCAUUUCCAUUCACAUUCACAUGGAUUCAAUUCAUUAACUUAACACCCCGUCCCACGUGACCCUCACGUGACCCCUUCAUGCACUCACACACUAUAUCAUCUGAUUUUCCCUCUCAAGUCUUAAAGUCUUGACACUAAAUCAAACCCAAUGGCUUCUCCGCCACCCUUAUCGCUAAACGUCGUCGGAUCAGACACGGACCCAAACACUAACACCUUCCCAACCGUUACAAGUUCGUUAACGCCGCCGUCACCGCGUCGUUCAUCUCCGUUACAAAACCUCAGCCCCAGCAUUCUGAUCAUCGUGACCGUCCUCGCCGUCACCGUCAUCGUCUCCCUCGCGCUCUGCUUCCUCCUCCGCCACCUCAACCGCCGCUGCCUCCGCCGCUUCUCCUCCUCCGCCCCUCCCUCCGCUGCUGCGACGCCGAUUUUCGCCUCCAGCCGCCGCAUCUCGCCGGAGAUACUCCACUCCUCGGCUUCCGCUUCCGCCUCCGUCAUCGACACGCUCCCUGUCUUCACGUUCUCCUCCGUCACGCGCCGCUCCUCCUCGGUCGCCGGCGACUGCGCCGUGUGCCUCUCAAAGUUCCACCACCACGACCUCCUCCGCCUCCUCCCUCUCUGCUGCCACGCCUUCCACGCCGAGUGCAUCGACACGUGGCUCCAGUCGAACCUCUCGUGCCCGCUCUGCCGCUCCGCCAUCGUCGCGGACGAUUCCGACCUCGCGAAGAUCCUCCGGCCGCCGUCCUCCGGCGGUAGCAGCGACAGCUUCCGCCUCGAGUUAGGAAACAUCAGCCGCCGCGGAACCGACGGCGCCGCCGAAGGCGGCUCCGUCGCGCGUGGCGGUUCGCGCUCCUAUUCCAUUGGAUCGUUCGAGUAUUUAGUGGACGACGAAUCAGAGGUUCCGUUCAGCCACGCUAGUCGGAGGAGCGUCGACGAUGCGAAGGAAUUUCCGGCGCCGGCGGAGGCUCCGGUGAGACACAACGAGGCAAAUCUCGCUGGAGAAGUUGGCGGCGUUAGAAGCUGGCUUAAGGACUACGUGGAUAGGGUUUCGGCUUCUAUUUCGUCGCGAACGGCGUCGUUUCGAGGCUCCGGAAGGUUCUUCAGCGGUGGCGGCGGGAGCAGUGGUCGCCGAAGCGACGUCGUUCCGGUCGCUGCUGCGGAAUACGACGUCGAAGGGAACCGAAUUGGCGAAGAGAUCAGCGAAAUGUUUCGUUGGCUUUCAGGGGUAUGAUUGGUAAAUAAAGAUGAACAGUUAAUUAGGAUAUAUUUUUAAUUUUGAUUAAUUUUUUUAAAAUCAUUCCAAAUAUUCCUUGCUCAUUUGGCUUCCACAUGAAUAUUUCCCUCUUUAAUUUGUUUUGGGGUACUUACAAUAAAGUUAAUGUAACUUGAAUCCGUGUAGAUAGUAUAUGAGGGGCAUAAGAAUUUCGAAUUCGGAUCAUAGAAUUGUUUUAGAAAUAUAUACUAUGACGGUCAUAUUAUGAGAGAAAAUGUUACGAAU
Glycine soja is the source of this 1573-nucleotide messenger RNA. RefSeq names its product E3 ubiquitin-protein ligase ATL4-like. The transcript has a single exon. The record is from RefSeq and is a predicted model, not a curated record. The coding region runs from base 227 to 1306 and encodes 359 amino acids. Lineage: Eukaryota; Viridiplantae; Streptophyta; Magnoliopsida; Fabales; Fabaceae.